AUGGUAGUACCAGCUAAAACCCCUAGCUUUUGGCAAUGGAACUCUCCGUUGCCAUAUCUGUUUUUUGGCUUGGGUGCCAUGUUAACUCUCAUCACCGUAGCAUUAGUAAUCCUUGCUUGUUCCUAUCAUAAACGAUUCUCCAACGUGUCGGGCGGCGAUGAGGAGAAGUCGUCGGUGAAGCCCUCAACCACCACUGCCGCUGCCAUGACGCCACAGAUUGUUGUCAUCAUGGCCGGUGAUGAAAAUCCCUCACAUUUGGCAGUCCCGGUGUCUUCUCCGCCGGAUAAUUGCCCAGACGAACAGGGCCACCAUCAUGUUUGA
This is a messenger RNA of Coffea arabica (coffee), 321 nucleotides long. RefSeq names its product protein GLUTAMINE DUMPER 2-like. The record is from RefSeq and is a predicted model, not a curated record. Gene Ontology annotation, biological process: regulation of amino acid export. Lineage: Eukaryota; Viridiplantae; Streptophyta; Magnoliopsida; Gentianales; Rubiaceae.